AUGCCUCCUCGUCCUAACCCUCACUAUUUCCCCCCUCCUAACCCUCACUAUAUCACCCCUCCUAAACCACACUAUAUCACCCCUCCUUACCCUCACUACAUCACCCCUCCUAACCCUCACUAUAUCACCCCUCCUAACCCUCACUAUAUCACCCCUCCUAAUCCUCACUAUAUCACCCCUCCUAACCCUCACUAUAUCACCCCUCCUAAACCUCACUAUAUCACCCCCCCUAAACCUCACUAUAUCACCCCUCCUAAACCUCACUAUAUCACCCCUCCUAAACCUCACUAUAUCACCCCUCCUAAACCACACUAUAUCACCCCUCCUAAACCUCACUACAUCACCCCUCCUAACCCUCACUAUAUCACCCCUCCUAACCCUCACUACAUCACCCCUCCUAAACCUCACUAUAUCACCCCUCCUAACCCUCACUACAUCACCCCUCCUAAACCUCACUACAUCACCCCUCCUAAACCUCACUAUAUCACCCCUCCUAAACCUCACUAUAUCACCCCUCCUAACCCUCACUAUAUCACCCCUCCUAAACCUCACUAUAUCACCCCUCCUAAACCUCACUACAUCACCCCUCCUAAAUCUCACUAUAUCACCCCUCCUAAACCUCACUACAUCACCCCUCAUAAACCUCACUAUAUCACCCCUCCUAAACCUCACUACAUCACCCCUCCUAAACCUCACUAUAUCACCCCUCCUAAACCUCACUACAUCACCCCUCCUAAACCUCACUAUAUCACCCCUCCUAAACCUCACUACAUCACCCCUCCUAAAUCUCACUAUAUCACCCCUCCUAAACCUCACUAUAUCACCCCUCCUAAACCUCACUAUAUCACCCCUCCUAAACCUCACUAUAUCACCCCUCCUAAACCUCACUAUAUCACCCCUCCUAACCCUCACUACAUCACCCCUCCUAAACCUCACUAUAUCACCCCUCCUAAACCACACUAUAUCACCCCUCCUAAACCUCACUACAUCACCCCUCCUAACCCUCACUACAUCACCCCUCCUAAACCUCACUAUAUCACCCCUCCUAAACCUCACUAUAUCACCCCUCCUAAACCACACUAUAUCACCCCUCCUAAACCUCACUACAUCACCCCUCCUAACCCUCACUACAUCACCCCUCAUAAACCUCACUAUAUCACCCCUCCAAAACCUCACUAUAUCACCCCUCCUAAACCUCACUACAUCACCCCUCCUAAACCUCACUAUAUCACCCCUCCUAACCCUCACUAUAUCACCCCUCCUAAACCUCACUACAUCACCCCUCCUAACCCUCACUACAUCACCCCUCCUAAACCUCACUAUAUCACCCCUCCUAAAUCUCACUAUAUCACCCCUCCUAACCCUCACUAUAUCACCCCUCCUAAACCUCACUACUUCACCCCUCCUAACCCUCACUACAUCACCCCUCCUAAACCACACUAUAUCACCCCUCCUAAACCUCACUAUAUCACCCCUCCUAAACCUCACUACAUCACCCCUCCUAAACCUCACUAUAUCACCCCUCCUAACCCUCACUACAUCACCCCUCCUAAACCUCACUACAUCACCCCUCCUAAACCUCACUACAUCACCCCUCCUAAACCUCACUACAUCACCCCUCCUAAACCUCACUAUAUCACCCCUCCUAAACCUCACUAUAUCACCCAUCCUAACCCUCACUACAUCACCCCUCCUAACCCUCACUACAUCACCCCUCCUAAACCACACUAUAUCACCCCUCCUAAACCUCACUAUAUCACCCCUCCUAAACCUCACUACAUCACCCCUCCUAAACCUCACUACAUCACCCCUCUUAAACCUCACUACAUCACCCCUCCUAAACCUCACUAUAUCACCCAUCCUAACCCUCACUACAUCACCCCUCCUAACCCUCACUAUAUCACCCCUCCUAAACCUCACUACAUCACCCCUCCUAAACCUCACUACAUCACCCCUCCUAAACCUCACUACAUCACCCCUCCUAAACCUCACUAUAUCACCCCUCCUAAACCUCACUACAUCACCCCUCCUAAACCACAUUAUAUCACCCCUCCUAAACCUCACUAUAUCACCCCUCCUAACCCUCACUACAUCACCCCUCCUAAACCUCACUACAUCACCCCUCCUAAACCACACUAUAUCACCCCUCCUAAACCUCACUAUAUCACCCCUCCUAACCCUCACUACAUCACCCCUCCUAAACCUCACUACAUCACCCCUCCUAAACCACACUAUAUCACCCCUCCUAAACCUCACUAUAUCACCCCUCCUAACCCUCACUAUAUCACCCCUCCUAACCCUCACUACAUCACCCCUCCUAAACCUCACUACAUCACCCCUCCUAAACCUCACUACAUCACCCCUCCUAACCCUCACUACAUCACCCCUCCUAAACCUCACUAUAUCACCCCUCCUAAACCUCACUAUAUCACCCCUCCUAAACCUCACUAUAUCACCCCUCCUAACCCUCACUAUAUCACCCCUCCUAAACCUCACUAUAUCACCCCCCCUAAACCUCACUAUAUCACCCCUCCUAACCCUCACUAUAUCACCCCUCCUUACCCUCACUACAUCACCCCUCCUAACCCUCACAAUAUCACCCCUCCUAAACCUCACUAUAUCACCCCUCCUAAACCUCACUACAUCACCCCUCCUAAACCUCACUACAUCACCCCUCCUAAACCUCACUACAUCACCCCUCCUAAACCUCACUACAUCACCCCUCCUAAACCUCACUACAUAACACCAUAUGAGUAUUCGAACUAUCGACAUCUCAUUCUGGUAGUUUAG
Messenger RNA from Oncorhynchus keta (chum salmon), 2790 nucleotides. RefSeq lists its product as uncharacterized. NCBI's taxonomy places the organism in Eukaryota, Metazoa, Chordata, Actinopteri, Salmoniformes, Salmonidae. The record is from RefSeq and is a predicted model, not a curated record. The transcript has a single exon. Bases 1 to 2790 code for a protein of 929 amino acids.